AUGCCGGGCUGGCUGGUCGCGCUUGCGGCGUUCGGAUAUCUGGCCACUUUGUUUGCCGUUGCCGCCUAUGGCGACCGCCGCGCGCGCGCGCUCCCGGUCGGCAGCCCGCGGCCGCUCAUCUACGGGUUCAGCCUCGCCGUCUACUGCACGUCCUGGACGUUUUUCGGAUCCAUCGGCCUCGCCGCAAACAACGGCUUUGAGUUCUUCGCCAUCUACCUGGGACCGAUCCUCGUGUUCACGCUGGGCUACCGGCUGGUCCGGCGGGUCGUCCAUCUGUCCAAAUCCGAGCGGAUUACCUCGAUCGCCGACUUUCUGGGCGCGCGCUACGGCAAAUCGAUGCAUGUGGCAGCGCUCGCCGCCUGCAUCGCGGUGAUCGGCACGGUCCCCUACAUCGCUCUGCAACUGAAGGCGGUCAGCGACGCGGUCACGCUGAUGGUCAGCCAUUAUGACGGCUCGAUCGGCGCGCCGUCGACCCUGCCGAUCGACGUCUCGCUGGUGGUCGCCAUCUCGCUGCUGGCUUUUUCCAUCCUGUUCGGCACGCGCCAUGCCGAUGCCACCGAGCACCAGGACGGGCUGAUCACGGCGAUUGCCGUUGAAUCGAUCGUCAAGCUGCUUGUCUUUGUCGGCGUCGGGCUGGUGAUCCUGUUCUUCCUGUUCGGCGGGUUCGGCCCGGUGCGCGAGGCGUUUGGCGACAAUGCUGCCGUCGCGCGUUCCCUCUCGAACGGCACAUCCGGCGAAACAUGGCUGGUGAUGACGCUUUUGAGCGCUUGCGCGAUCCUCAUGCUGCCGCGCCAGUUCCACGUGACGGUCGUCGAACACCGGUCCGAUGUCGAGCUUCGCCGUGCCCUCUGGCUGUUCCCUGCCUAUCUGAUCGCCAUCAACCUGCUGGUCAUGCCGAUUGCCGUUUCGGGUCUGAUCAAUCUGGAGCCCGACGUGCCCGCCGACAUGUAUCUUCUGGCGCUUCCGCUCGCCGCCGAUCAGGACUGGCUGGCGCUGAUCACCUUUAUCGGCGGGCUUUCGGCGGCCACGGCCAUGGUGAUCGUUGCCUCGGUCGCGCUGGCCAUCAUGGUCUCCAACGAUCUUGUGCUGCCGGCCCUGUUGUGGCGCUUCAACGCGGCCGCGCGCACGGCGGCGGGCGACUGGUCGCGCAUCAUCCUGAACAUCCGCCGCAUCGCCAUGGCGCUGAUCAUCCUGGCCGCCUUCGCCUAUUACCGGCAGACCGACCACACCGCCCAACUCGCCUCGAUCGGCCUUUUGUCUUUCGCCGCCAUCGCCCAGUUCGCGCCGGCCUUCCUGAUCGGCCUGAUCUGGCGGGGCGCCAAUGCGCGCGGCGCGUUCCUUGGCAUGCUCGGCGGUUUUCUGGUCUGGGCCUACACGCUGCUGGUGCCCAAUCUUGCCGGGGCCGACGCGGCGAUCGUGCGCGAAGGCCUGUUCGGCAUCGCCAUGCUUCGGCCGAGCCAAUUGUUCGGCGUCCAGUUCGAACCGCUCGUGCAUGGCGUGUUCUGGUCGCUGGCGGUGAACAUCGCGCUUCUGGUCGGCGGCUCGCUGUCGCGCACGCCGACGCCGCUCGAACGCAUCCAGGCGGUCACCUUCGUGCCACGCGAGGCGCAGCAGUCGAUCGGGCUCAAGCGGUUCCGUACGACGACGACGAUCGACGAACUGAAGGAGUCGAUCGCCCGCUAUGUCAGCACCGCGCGCAUGGAGCGCGCCUUCGAGGCGUUCGAACUGCGCGAGGGGCGAAAGCUGGUCGGAUCGGACACGACCGACAUAUCGGUCGUCCGCUAUGCCGAACAGGUGCUGGCGAGCGCCAUCGGCUCCUCGUCGGCACGGCUCGUCCUGUCGCUGCUGUUCGAAAAGGACGGCGCGUCGUCGCGCGAGACCGUGCGGCUUCUCGAUGAUGCGUCCGAAGCGCUCCAGCAGAACCGCGACCUUCUGCACAAGGCGCUGGACCAGAUGGAUCAGGGCAUAUCGGUGUUCAACAACGAGUACCGGCUGACCAACUGGAACGGCCAGUUCCGCAGGCUGCUCGGACUGCCGCCCGAAAUGGGCAAUUUCGGCAUGCCGCUCAAGUCGAUCACCGGCAUGCUGGUCGAGGCCGGUCAGAUCGAUGCCGAGACCGAACGCGAGGUGGUCGAGAACGUCACCCGGUUCCGCAGGGCCUGGCAGCUGGCGCUGGCGCGCAGCGGCCGCAUUCUCGAAAUCCGCUCCAACCCGAUGCCCGAUGGCGGGCUGGUGAUCACCUAUACCGACAUCACCGGCCGGGUGGAGGCGGACGAGGCGCUCAAACGCACCAAGGAAAGCCUGGAAAUGCGGGUGCGGGCGCGCACCGCCGAACUGACCCGCGUCAACGAGGAACUGGCAGUCGCCCAGCGCAGCGCCGAAGAAGCCAAUAUCGGCAAGACGCGGUUCCUUGCCGCCGCCGGACACGACAUCUCCCAGCCGCUGAACGCGGCCCGGCUCUACACCUCGUCGCUGGUCGAACGGAUGGGCGGGCAGGGCGACAGCACCAACCGCGAGAUCGCCCACAAGAUCGACACGGCGCUGGAAUCGGUCGAGCACAUUAUCGGCGCGGUUCUCGACAUUUCGCGGCUUGAUGCGGGCGCGCUGACGCCCAAUCCGACGCGGUUCCCGGUCGCCGACCUGCUCCAGCAGGUGCAGUCGGACUUCGCGCUGAUGGCCAAGGAAAAGGGGCUGGAGCUGACGGUGGUGCGCACCGGCGCCAUCAUCGAGACCGAUCGCAACCUGCUGCGCCGGCUGUUGCAGAACCUGGUCUCCAACGCGAUCAAAUACACCCAUGAGGGCCGCGUCUUGAUCGGCGUGCGCCGGCGCAGCCAUGACGCGGUCAUCUGUGUCUACGACACCGGCAUCGGCAUUGCGCCAGACAAGGCGACGCGGGUGUUCGAGGAGUUCCAGCGCCUGUCGGACGGUGCGCGCAUCGCCAGCGGGCUGGGGCUCGGCCUGUCGAUCGUCGACCGUAUCUCGCGCGUGUUGAGCCUCGAGGUGACGCUGGAAUCGAUCCCUGGCGCGGGCACGGCCUUCAAGGUCCCGGUCCCGGUCGUCGAUGCCGCCGCGCCUGCGGUAACGGCGAAACCCGCGCCGGCGCAGGCCCGUCGCGCGCUGUUGACCGGCCUGACGAUCGCCUGCAUCGACAAUGAGGAAACCAUCCUGUCGGGCAUGAGCGUGCUGCUGACGGGCUGGGGCGCGACGGUGAUCGCCGCACCGCGCCGCGACAUGCUGGCCAGAGCCCUGAACGAUCAUGGCGCCGACCCGCAUGUCAUCAUCGCCGACUAUCAUCUCGAUGACGGCACCGGCAUGGAGGUGAUCGCCGACAUGCGCGCGCGCUAUGGCGAUGCGAUCACCGCCGUCCUGAUCACCGCCGACCGGUCCGGCGAACUGCGCGAACAGGCGUCGGCCGCCAAUGUCCACCUGCUCAACAAGCCGCUCAAGCCGGCCGCGCUGCGCGCUAUGCUGACCCAGGUGCCGAUGCCGCGCAUCGCCGCCGAAUAA
This is a messenger RNA of Effrenium voratum, 3507 nucleotides long. NCBI's taxonomy places the organism in Eukaryota, Dinophyceae, Suessiales, Symbiodiniaceae. The record is from the annotation of a GenBank genome assembly.